Ipomoea nil (Japanese morning glory) is the source of this 1203-nucleotide messenger RNA. RefSeq lists its product as uncharacterized. The transcript is spliced from 2 exons. The coding region runs from base 150 to 713 and encodes 187 amino acids. The record is from RefSeq and is a predicted model, not a curated record. Lineage: Eukaryota; Viridiplantae; Streptophyta; Magnoliopsida; Solanales; Convolvulaceae.
CUUCUUCUUCUUCUUCUAUUCAUCUCUAACUCUGUUGUAGCCAUUUUUCUCUCUCUUCAACUCUUCUUAAACCCUAGCCUUGAUUUUCUCUCUCUAAACCACCACCCCCAAAGAACUCCUAUGUUUUGACCCGACCCGAGACAAAAACCAUGCUGCCCACGUCACUCCACCUUCCCGCGGGUUUGGGUCUGUGCCUCUCCGUUCUCCUGUGCUGUCUCUCGUGUUUAGCGGUGUGCGAGUCGUCUAUAUACGAGGUGCUGAAGGCCCACGGGCUGCCCAUGGGGCUGCUGCCGAAGGGGGUGACGAACUUCACGCUCGACAACUCCGGCAAAUUCGUUGUCCAUUUGGAUCAGGCCUGUAAUGCCAAGUUCGAGAACGAAAUUCACUACGAUAUGAACGUUUCCGGGACUCUCAGUUACGGGUUGAUCGGCGGGCUGUCCGGGAUUUCGGCGCAGGAUUUGUUCCUGUGGUUCCCGGUUAAGGAAAUCCGGGUCGAUGUGCCCAGCUCCGGGUUGAUUUACUUCGAUGUUGGCGUGGUGUCCAAGCAGUUCUCUUUGUCCUCCUUCGAGACUCCCAGAGAUUGUGUUGCUGUUCAGCUUACUGAUCUCGGGGAUGGGCAGCACAUAGCGGAAUCUGCUUCAAAGAAUACAUUUGGGGUUGGGGAGCUCCAAUACAAGGUUGAACACACAGAUAGUAGCAGGGCGGUUUUGUAGAAUUCAGAGAUGGGGAUAGUUCAAAUUUCACAAUAGCUCAGUUCUGAGUCAAUGGUUCUUCUGUUAUUCCUUGUUUCUACUUGUCUGGCAGAAGUUCAGGUUUAGCAGGUCCAUACGCUGCAUUUGGGUGUGCUUGCUUGCUUGUGGUUUUUGUGUAUAGUGCAUAGUCUGCAAAGUAGUCAUAUGCCGGCUCGAGUCUUCAAGAUUGUUGUCACCAAUGAAUGAAACAGAAAGGGGGAGAAUGUGAAUGGAAGGGAAAUGCCAGAGUCAUGUAGUGUGUUGUAGUGCAUGGAGAGGCAGGGGAGAUAGUGAAAACAAGGACAUCUGAGUAAAGUGAUCAGUUGGUAAAUUUGCAGAACAAAAAAAAGAGGUUUGUUUCUUUGUUUUAUUUGUUAAAUAUGGACAUAAUGUGGUUGUUAAUGGAUUACCCUUUUGUAGUUGAGGAAGAAGAUAUAGUUAUUGAAAUAAAGAAAAACAUCAAUUUGGUUUA